AUGCCAUAUGACAAAAUUCACCAAUCACAAGAUGAUACUAGUAAACGACUUAUUGAAAUAUAUGGUCCUUUUGACGAUUUUGUUAAGUUGACAUAUGAGCAAAGAGACGAAAUAUAUCAUUUACAUGGAUUAAUAGACUAUCCCAAAAGAAAUGUUGGUCAUUCUGGGGUUUCUAAAACUUCUAAUAGUAAAUCACAAUCAUAUACAGAAUGUAAUAAUAUGUUAAAUAAAAAUGUACGGUCAUCAACUCAUUCCAAAUCUCCGGUUAAUGCAGAGAAUGUUUCUCCAUGUAUCAAUUUAAUUACUUCUUCUAUUACUACUAGUACUAAAAAUCCAAAUAAUUCAGCUAAGAAAGUGUUGUCAAAUUCUUCUGCCAUCGACAAAGAUCUCUCUAAAAAAGGUUGGAACGAGAAAAGUAAUACUACUUCAACAAAAAGUAAUAAUAUUGCAACAACUUCAUCAUCAUUGACAAAACAACAACAAGAAGAUAAUGGUAAUGGAAAUUCUAAAAAACGUCGUCGGCAACCAUCACCAUAUUCCAUAUCAUCAUCUAAUCAGGAGAAAAAUCAUAAAGGUAGAACAACAAAUGAAUUAUCAUCAGAUGAUGAGUUAGUUAAAGUUAAAAAACGUGAUACAAAAGAAUCGAAAUUUUCUAAUAACAAUGGAAAUACAGAUGACAUAUCAGUUAAUAAAUCCCAUCAUAAUACAGAUGAUUUACAAAGCCCAGAUUCUGGUUUUGUCUCUGUUAAUUCAGAUAAACAUACGUCAGAUGGUAAAGAUUCUAGUGACGAUAUUGAAACCUGUGAAAGAAAUACCAGUAUAAAAGAAGCCAAAGUGCUAGAGCUUGCUGCAAAAGUUAAAAUUAUUUUUGAAAGUGUUGGUGAAGUACUACCGUUAUUACCACCAUUAAAAAUUGUUAGAAAAUCACGGCCUUCAUCAUCAUCAUCAUCAAGAUCAGUAAUCAACACAACUACAACAAACAUAAAAAAUAAUGUAGUUAAAUCAAUUCCUGUUUACAAAGAACCUGUUGUUAUAAGAGAGGAUGUUGAUUUUAAAUGUAAAUUAAAUAUUUCGGGAUUGUCCGCUGACAGGAAAAGGCAUUUAAAAAGUUUUCUAACUUCAGAAUAUUCUAAGAAGGAAACAAAAAAUUCUAAUGAUAACAAAAAAGCUAAGAAAAGUAGUAGUAGUAGUAGAGAACAUGAUAAUAUUGUUGUGGAGAAAAAGGAAAAUAGUAAAAAUAUUUCAAUAUCAAGUAGUAGCCAAAUUAGCAAUGACCUUUCUAGAAGUAAAAAUAUUAAUAACAAAAGAGACUACAGUAGUAGUAGUUUAUCUAAAUCUACAAAACAGGUUGAAGAAAUACCAGUGCCAAUAAAGAAGGAGAAAAAAAGUAGUAGUAAUGUUCCAACUGCUUGUAGUAGUAGAAGUUCAUCUAUUUGUCGUGGACCAUCAAUAUUGUCGUCAUCAUCAUCAUCAUCAUUAUUACCCAGUUCACCAACUUAUCUUAUGAAUAAGUAUAAACCAAAAGUUGCCUGUGAAUUAAAACAAAAUGAUUUUCCUAGGACAGUACGUGACUAUGACUUCUAUGGUCAAUUAGCAAAAGAAUACAAACAUAAAGCUGAUAAAACUGAUCGUGAUAAGCAUGGAAUGAAGAAAUUUUUCAGAUAUCUUGAAUGUAUUGUUUACUUCAUAGCUGCUACUGCUCAUCAAGUUAUAGCUUCUGAAGGAAAAGAUAGUUCUUUAAAACUUCGUCCAGCUGAAUACAUGAAUGAUUCAUUUAAAUUUUUAAAAGAAGUCUCUAAAGGUGUUUUAAAUAGUGAGUCUAAAUAUAAGUCAUGUUCUAUAUAUAGUCGAUUGGUAAUAUUGGUUUCACAUGUCAAAGCAACAAUGUUAUUUAAAUGUUAUGAUUUGAAAAAGAAAACUGUUAUAGCUAAUCAACAUCGACUUUCAAAUUUACAAAGUGAAUGGUUAGCCAGAAAUGGAAAAAGUGGAGGACAAAAUAAUUAUUUAUUUGAAAGUGAUGGUAAACUUAGUUCUUUGUCAAAUCAUAGUACUACCGAUAAAUUGGGAAGUACAAGUCGUCAAAAUACUUGUAAAGAUUUUGAUUCAAUCUCAUCAAGUACUGAUAACUUUAAUAAAACAUUUACGCAAAAUUUGAAUAACCAAAAUACGGCUUUAUCAUAUCUUCUUUUUGCUCAUGGAAUUAUAGAUCGUAUAAAUGAAGAGAUUACUGAUAUAGAUAAAGCUAUGAUUGACCACUUAGAUUCCAUUUGUGGUAGAAUGGACCUACAUAUGAAAACACUCGAUUUGGCCAGGUAUCUUUUAACGGGUAUAACUUGGUUACGCAAGGAAUAUGAAGCAGAAAUGAAUCAUUGA
Strongyloides ratti is the source of this 2373-nucleotide messenger RNA. RefSeq lists its product as hypothetical. Lineage: Eukaryota; Metazoa; Nematoda; Chromadorea; Rhabditida; Strongyloididae. The transcript is spliced from 3 exons. The coding region runs from base 1 to 2373 and encodes 790 amino acids. The record is from RefSeq and is a predicted model, not a curated record.